AACAACCAACCAAACCUUGCCUAAAAAACAUGGUAAAACCUCAUGUUCUACUCAUACCCGCUACUGGGCAAGGCCAUGUUAUUCCUGCAACUGAACUUGGUCGACAAUUAGUCCAACAUGGUGCGAAAGUUACAGUCAUAAUCACAGACGCCAUUCACAAGGCUAUAAUGACGAAUCAAUUAGAGAAAGAUGAUUGUGACGGUCUAAUGCAGAUGGUUUCCAUCCCAGAUGGGCUAGAACCAUGGGAAGAUAGAAAUGACUUAGGUAAGUUAUUGGGGUCUAUUCGGAAGUCUAUGCCUAGCAAGUUGGAACAACUUAUAGAGACGAUUAACAAACAAGACGACAACAAAGUCACAUGUCUUAUUGCUGAUUUUUGGAUGGCAUGGGCUCUACAAGUCGCAAACAAGAUGGGAGUUGGAAGAGCAAUCUUUUGUCCUGCAUCAGCUGCUACACUAGCCACCAUGAUGAGCAUUCCAAAGUUGAUUAAUGAUGGAUUCAUGAACAACAAUGGCAUACCAGCUCGAAACGGUGAGAUGAUUCGGUUGACAGAAACUAUGCCGCCUAUAAAACCUGAAAACCUCGCGUGGGCCACUUUUCGUGACUCAAACAGCAUAGAAGUUAAUUUCCAGAAUCAUGUAAAAUUUGUUGAAUCAGCGACAUCAGCAGAAUGGUUUGUAUGCAACUCAGCUGUUGAGUUAGAGCCUGCAGCAUUUAGCCUGUUCCCGGAGUGGUUGCCCAUAGGCCCCCUUUUGGCAAGCAACCGGCUUGCUAAUCAAGCUGGCCAUUUUUGGCAUGAAGAUUCCACCUGCUUACCAUGGCUCGAUCAUCAAGCAGCGUGUUCGGUCAUUUAUGUUGCAUUUGGAAGUAUCACUACUAUCAACCAAACUCAGUUUGAAGAACUGGCUCUUGGUCUUGAACUUACUAACAGGCCGUUCUUGUGGGUUGUGCGGCCCGGUCUGACAAAGGAGGCUGAAACUGCUUUCCCUGAUGGUUAUAUGGACCGCGUGGGGUCUCGUGGAAGAAUUGUGAGCUGGGCACCUCAACAGAAGGUCUUGGCUCAUCCUUCUUUGGCUUGUUUCAUGACUCACUGUGGUUGGAAUUCUAUUUUAGAGGGUGUAACAAAUGGACUCCCUUUUUUGUGUUGGCCAUACUUUGGUGAUCAAUUUUACAACGAGACAUACAUUUGUGACAUCUGGAAAACCGGGCUUCGGUUGGAGGAAGAUAAAACUGGUAUUAUCACACGAGAAGGAAUAAAAAGUAAAGUAGAGCAACUGUUCCGGGACAAAACAUUCAAAUCUAAGGCUGUUGAUAUGAAGGAAAAGGUUGCAAGUAGUGUAGCAAAAGGUGGAUGCUCACACAGUAAUCUUACCAAAUUUGUUGACUGGAUACAUGGAAAAGAUGCAGAUACCAACGAUCAUCAUGACACUAUGUGAACAAGGAUUUCUAAAAUGAUGUUAGGUAAGUCAUUAAUUUCAUCUAAAAUAAGGCAUGCCAAUAGUUGGAAAUGAUAAAGGACAUAUAAGCUUCCUUUCAUUCGACUGUAUAUGUUGUGUUGCCAUUAUCUAAAGUUUUCUAUAUUUAUUGAUGGGUCAUUGAAUUCCUUGUUAUAAACUUUUCUAUAUUCAUAAGUUAGUAAAGAAAUAUGUUUGU
Messenger RNA from Helianthus annuus (common sunflower), 1650 nucleotides. RefSeq names its product UDP-glycosyltransferase 83A1. The coding region runs from base 30 to 1433 and encodes 467 amino acids. Gene Ontology annotation, molecular function: UDP-glycosyltransferase activity. Lineage: Eukaryota; Viridiplantae; Streptophyta; Magnoliopsida; Asterales; Asteraceae. The record is from RefSeq and is a predicted model, not a curated record. The transcript has 2 exons.